UAUGUUAAUAUAUGUAUUUCAUAUUUCGUUUGUUUACAUGCAGAAAACGUUAAGCAAAAGUAACUUAUUUUUAAAUAUACAUCCAUAAUAAUUAAUAAUGUCUUUGGCGGAAGAACUUCUGGCUGAUCUCGAGGAAAAUGAUGAUGCGGAGGAGUUUAUGGAAGAAGAGGAACCGGAUUAUAUACCGGCAGCGGUUGUUAAGCCGAUUGAAGAAGAGAUAAAAGUAGCUUCUGUCCGGGAGCUAGCAAAGCUUCGUGACUCUGAUGAAUUACAGAGAGUCAUGUCUCAAAUAGAGAAAUACAGUAAGAUUCCUAGAAAAUCAUCAGAGAUUAUUGGACCUGUUGAAUCUGAUCCAGAAUAUCAAUUAAUUGUAGAAGCUAAUAAUUUAGCUGUUGAAAUUGAUGAUGAAAUAGCAACGAUUCAUAGAUUUACAAGAGAUAAAUAUUCUAAAAGAUUUCCAGAGCUUGAAUCUCUUGUUGUGGGUCCAUUAGAAUACGUCAUGACAGUACGAGAGUUAGGCAAUGAUUUAGAUAGAGCAAAAAAUAAUGAAACACUACAACAAUUUCUCACACAGGCAACUAUUAUGGUUGUCUCUGUUACUGCAUCAACAACUCAAGGGCAACUUUUAACAGAGGAGGAGAAGCAAGCUAUUUGCGAAGCUUGUGACAUGGCAGUAGAAUUGAAUAAUUGUAAAUUAAAAAUAUUUGAAUACGUUGAAAGCAGAAUGGCAUUUAUUGCUCCAAACCUGUCGAUAAUUGUUGGAGCAUCAACAGCUGCAAAAAUAAUGGGGGUUGCCGGAGGUUUAACAAAACUAUCAAGAAUGCCAGCAUGUAAUCUUUUAGUCUUGGGAUCUCAGAAAACUACGCUGUCUGGAUUUUCACAAGUUGCUACAUUACCUCAUACAGGAUUCAUUUACUAUUCUGAUAUUGUACAAGAUACGCCACCAGAUCUACGAAGAAAAGCUGCAAGGAUAGUUGCGGGAAAAAGUAUGUUAGCAGCUAGAGUAGAUGCCAGUCAUGAAGAUUCAGAUGGCGGAUUCGGUCAUAGGUUACGGGAAGAAAUCGAGAAAAAACUGGAUAAGCUCCAGGAACCACCCCCUGUGAAAUUCGCAAAGCCCUUACCAAAGCCCAUCGAUCCUGGUCGAAAGAAGCGCGGAGGUAAACGUGUGCGAAAAAUGAAAGAACGAUAUGCUAUUACUGAAUUACGAAAACAUGCAAACCGUAUGAAUUUCGCUGACAUCGAACAUGAUGCUUAUCAAGAGGAUCUUGGGUAUUCUCGCGGUACCAUAGGAAAGGCGGGUACGGGACGCAUUCGAUUGCCGCAGAUCGACGAGAAAACAAAAGUUCGAAUAUCUAAAGCUCUACAGAAGAAUUUACAAAAACAACAACAGUGGGGUGGCAGUACGACCGUCAAAAAACAAGUUUCCGGUACCGCAUCCAGUGUAGCGUUCACACCUCUACAGGGUUUGGAAAUUGUCAAUCCGCAAGCUGCAGAGAAAAAGGUCAACGAGGCCAAUGCAAAAUACUUUUCGAACACUGCUGGUUUUUUAAAAGUCAAGAAGACAUAAUUCUACUUACAUUCUAUAAUUUAAAGGUUGAUGCACAUCAUCCUCAUUUCUCAACGGUUGAUUGUAAAUUUUAUUCAUGUAAAUGUGUACAACUGUGAUACAACAAUAUUCUCCACGAGAAUGACAUUAUUAACAACAUAAUGUACUUUGCACACGAGUGUGACAAACUUCACGAUCUGCAUAUAAUGUUCGCUUUAUUGCACCAGUAUCGCAUAAUAUUUUCUAUAACGAAUGCAUGAGAAGUGCUACUUUUCGUGACUCCAAAGUGAAGGCGUAUGGUGACAGCGUCCGAGAACAAAACCCUACGCAGUGUGAGAAGUGCGUGCGAGAAGAAAGCACUAGUGCGAAAAGUAAAAUUGGGCUGACAUGCGCAUGCGCAGCAUUUUUAUUGUAUCCUUAGUUAUAAAGCGUCAUUUACGCCACACUUUGGAGGCACAAGUAGCACUUCUCAUGCAUGAGUUACAUAAAGAAUGUUCUUCUAUGUCUCAUUAUAAUGUUCUAUGAAAUGAUUCAAUAAUGCUUGUUCAAUUUACAGAAAAUCCUUCAAGUAUAGAAAUGAAAGUGAAGAACUGAUUCUAUUCUGAAUUAUCCAAAAACCUAAAAUAGUGUGUACCAUUAUGUUCAUUGGAAAGUCUAAUGAUGUUUUUAUUGAUAAAAUAUCAAACUGACUUUGAAUGACUUUCCAUUAAACAUAUGUGCACGGAAAUUCUUUCUCGUAAAAAAAAAAAACGUUUUUUGUCUUUUAACACUGACAGUCUUUUGAAUCAGGUGCAGAAAAUAAAAAUCAAGUUUACUCUCGCUACAAA
This is a messenger RNA of Cephus cinctus (wheat stem sawfly), 2373 nucleotides long. It is a transcript of the gene Prp31, whose product is annotated as U4/U6 small nuclear ribonucleoprotein Prp31. Gene Ontology annotation, cellular component: U4/U6 x U5 tri-snRNP complex; precatalytic spliceosome; U4 snRNP. The transcript has 8 exons. Gene Ontology annotation, biological process: spliceosomal tri-snRNP complex assembly; mRNA splicing, via spliceosome. NCBI's taxonomy places the organism in Eukaryota, Metazoa, Arthropoda, Insecta, Hymenoptera, Cephidae. The record is from RefSeq and is a predicted model, not a curated record. The coding region runs from base 98 to 1567 and encodes 489 amino acids.